Molecule: messenger RNA, 385 nt
Organism: Capsella rubella
Lineage: Eukaryota; Viridiplantae; Streptophyta; Magnoliopsida; Brassicales; Brassicaceae
Product: defensin-like protein 308
Exons: 2
Coding region: 46-285 (79 amino acids)
Source: RefSeq, a predicted model, not a curated record
CAAAACAAGCUUUUGAUCAAACAAGAGAGAGAAAAAAAAACCAACAUGAAGGCCUCAGCAUUCUUCAUUGCUGUAUUGCUUAUUGUAUCAUGUUCAUCAUCAGUGAUAAUGGGAAUUAGCUAUCAUGAGAACCAUUGCCACGACUGGAAAGAUUGUGCGAUAUGGUGCAAACAAUAUAUUCCUCAACCACAGUGUAUUAACCAUAUUUGCAAUUGUAAACCAAAAUCUCUUACCACCAACGACGAGAUAGCUAAAUCGACUUCUUCUUACAAUUUGAAUGACUAAAAUGAUUAUAUAUGUAUCCAUGAGAAAUUAUCUUGUUAAACUUCAAUCUGAAAAAAGUAUUACAACUCUUCAUUAAUAAAGUAAUACAUUUUUAUUUGAA